AUGGCCAAGUGGCCAUCGGACUACCUGAGCUGUGGCGGUCGGAGGCCCCCUCCGCAGCCGCCCCCCCCUCCGCAGCCGCCCACCCCGGACUACACCGAGAGCGACAUCCUGAGGGCCUACCCGGAGCAGAAGAGCCUGGACUUCAAGGAUCCCUAUGAGGACGCGGAGAGCCGCUUGGAGCUGGACCCCGCGGGCCCAGGGGACUCCAAGAACCCAAGAGAUGCUAAGUAUGGCUCUCCCAAGCACCGGCUCAUCAAGGUCGAGGCUGCGUAUAUGGCCAGAGCCAAGGCCCUUCUGCGCGGCCCCGGGGAGGAGCUGGAAGCUGACACAGAGUACUCAGACCCCUUUGAUGCCCAGCCUCAUCCUGCACCCCCAGAUGAUGGGUACAUGGAGCCCUAUGAUGCCCAGCGGGUUAUGAGUGAACUGCCUGGCAGAGGGGUGCAGCUCUAUGACACCCCUUAUGAGGAACAGGACCGAGAGACAGCAGAGGAGCCCCCUUCUGGGCAGAAGCCUCGGCAGAGCCGGAUGCCCCAGGAGGACGAACGGCCAGCAGAUGAGUAUGACCAGCCCUGGGAGUGGAAGAAAGACCACAUCUCCAGGGCGUUUGCAGUGCAGUUUGACAGUCCAGAGUGGGAAAGGACUCCAGGCCCAGCCAAGGAGCUCCGGAGACCCCCACCCAGAAGCCCCCAGCCUGCGGAGCGAGUGGACCCAGCCCUGCCCCUGGAGAAACAGCCGUGGUUCCACGGCCCCCUGAAUAGGGCGGAUGCGGAGAACCUCCUGUCCCUCUGCAAGGAAGGCAGCUACCUAGUCCGGCUCAGUGAGACCAGCCCCCAGGACUGCUCCUUGUCUCUCAGGAGCAGCCAGGGGUUCCUGCAUCUGAAGUUCUCACGGACCCGAGAGAACCAGGUGGUGCUGGGCCAACACAGCGGGCCCUUCCCCAGCGUGCCUGAGCUGGUCCUCCACUACAGUUCCCGCCCCCUGCCCGUGCAGGGAGCCGAACAUCUGGCUCUUCUGUACCCCGUGGUCACGCAGACCCCCUGACAGCGACCCUCGGCCCCCUUUUGAGUCCUCGGGCCCAGAAUUGUAUCCCAAAGCCCUCCCCUGGCCUAGAAAAUAAAUAAGUUAUUGUUUG
Cebus imitator (Panamanian white-faced capuchin) is the source of this 1132-nucleotide messenger RNA. It is a transcript of the gene SHD, whose product is annotated as Src homology 2 domain containing transforming protein D. Gene Ontology annotation, molecular function: phosphotyrosine residue binding. NCBI's taxonomy places the organism in Eukaryota, Metazoa, Chordata, Mammalia, Primates, Cebidae. The record is from RefSeq and is a predicted model, not a curated record.